Messenger RNA from Emiliania huxleyi CCMP1516, 2261 nucleotides. RefSeq lists its product as hypothetical. Lineage: Eukaryota; Haptophyta; Isochrysidales; Noelaerhabdaceae. The record is from RefSeq and is a predicted model, not a curated record. The transcript is spliced from 13 exons. The coding region runs from base 1 to 2013 and encodes 670 amino acids. Gene Ontology annotation, molecular function: protein kinase activity; ATP binding. Gene Ontology annotation, biological process: protein phosphorylation.
AUGGCCUCGCCAUCGGACCGGACGCUCUACAAGUUCGAGCGCGAGAUUGGGCGCGGAUCGUACGGCCGCGUCUAUCGCGCGCGGCGCCGCUCGGACGGGCGGGAGGUCGCCGUCAAGGUGAUCCCUACCGAGGAGGAGGAGGAGGUGGCGGCGCUGGCGGCGCAGGUGAUGGCCGAGGCGGAGAGCCUGCGGCUGUGCGAGAGCGAGCACGUGCUCCGCCACCUCGCCUCGCACGCCUUCGACGGCGAGCUCUGGCUCGUCACCGAGUACUGCGAGGCUGGCUCGCUGCUCGACGUGAUGCGGAGCCGCGGCGCGCCGCUGCGCGAGGAGGAGGUGGCGGCGGCGGCGGCGGCGACGCUGCACGCGCUGCGCUACCUGCACGAGGAGUGCCGCAUGCUGCACCGCGACGCGCCUUACGCCUCGUCCGCCGACAUCUGGUCGCUCGGCAUCACCGCCAUCGAGCUGGCGGAAGUGGGGGAGUACUUCAUUAACGAACUCCUUCCAUUCUUUAAAGGCAUCACCGCCAUCGAGCUGGCGGAAGGGCGCCCCGUCGACUCCACGCGCGGGAGGGCGGGCUCGCCCUUCGAGCUCGGCGAGGCGGUGCGGGAGUCGCACUUCCCGUCGCCCUGCAGCCCCCCGUGGCCAAGUCCAGACGUCGAGGCGCACUGCUACUACCGCGACGACGGCUCCGAUCUCGAGGCGGAGCUGGCGGCGACGCUCGGCUUGUCGCACAGGCGCAGUGCGGGAGAGGCGGCGGCUGGCAGCAGCGGGCGCGCCUCGGGUGGCACGCUGCGCCGCGGCGGCUCCGGAGGCGGCGGAGGCGAUGGCGGCGGAGGCGGCGGCGGAGGCGGAGGCAGAGGCGGAGGAAGCGGAGGCGGAGGCGGCGGAGGCGGCGGAGGCGGAGGCGGGGGCGGGGGCGGGGCGGCCGGGGGCGAGGGCGGCGGCACGCUGCGGCGAGGCCGUUCUGGUGGCGACGGAGGCGGCGUCGCGUCUCGCGAGGAGCUGGCGAGACUGAGCGUCGAGUGCGCAGUCCUGGCGCGAGCGAGACUGAGCGUCGAGGAGUGCGUGGUCCUCGCGCAGUGCGCGCUGCGGCUGCCGCCGUGGGACGGCUCCGUCGCGUACGAUUCGGUGCCUCGUGCGGCGGCGGACGCACCGCCGAUGCCGGCUUGGCUGGUGCGGACGUGCGGCCACGUGGCGGCGGGAGGGCUGCGCGCGCUGCUCAACUUGCUGAUGGCGGCGCUGCACUCGGCGUCGGUGGCGCGAGUCGAGGCGGCGGAGGCGAGGUGGGCGGCGAGCGCUCCAUUCUCGGAGGCGCGCAUGGUUGCGGCGGAGGCGCGUGUUGACCCGGCAGCGAGGGCGAGGGUCGGUCUGGCGCACGCGCACGAGGACGCCGCGCUCGCCGCCGCCUGCAGCUCCGAGCUGCGCGUGCAGCGAGGCAUGCUCAAGGCACUCCUCGUCAUCGCCCACUACACGCCGGGCGAGCUUGCCUGCGAGCCCGUCUUCAGCGACGAGGCGCUGCAGGAGACGCUCUUCGGCCUCGCGACCACGGCAGACCCCGAGGUCCGCUUGUACGCCGUGCAAGUGCUGCGCGAGGUUGCCGACGCCGACGGGCCCGCCGCACGGGGCCUCUGCUCUUCCGAGAAGCUCGCCGGUGUGGUUGCGUUGUGCGACCAGUACCGCAAGGGCUCGUCCGAGCAGGCCGCCUCGCCGUUCUGCUGCGCCCUCGAGCUGCUCGAGACACUCCUCUCUGCCCGCGCCUCCGCCCGCUCCUCCCUGCCGGCCGGUCUCUGCUCCGUCCUCGCCGCCGUCGAGGAGCAGGCGCCGCCCGGCUCGGAGUCGCGCCGCCUCGCCUCCGGGCUGCGCACCCUCAUCGGCGCGCGGCCAGACGACUCGGACGGAGGGGGUUUGGCAGAGGGCCUCGGCCGGACCGGGUCGCGGCGCGGCUUCGGAGACGCCGUCGGGGAGUGGCUGAACCGGACCUUCUCGGGCGCGGGCACGCCGCGCGGCGUCUGACUCACUUUGGGAACUACCCUCUUUGCGCUUUGGACGGCGUUUUGAGGUGGCGUCUUAGAGUCAGACGGCCAAACUGUCCGCUUGACCGCGGCACAACACCGUGACGCCCGUCACCCCUGCGCUGCCCUGCGUGUUCGGUGCUGCGAGCCCGUCUGUACACAACCGACCGAGCCUCGCACUUGUGUUAUUGAAACAUGCCACAUGGCCCCAGCUCACUUGUAUAUACAGGUCAAGAUGCAAAAUAAAUC